Molecule: messenger RNA, 550 nt
Organism: Trichoderma asperellum CBS 433.97
Lineage: Eukaryota; Fungi; Ascomycota; Sordariomycetes; Hypocreales; Hypocreaceae
Source: RefSeq, a predicted model, not a curated record
UUGUCCAGCACGUAGCAGGGAGACAACCAUCCAAUAGCAGAUGAUAAGCUGUGUCCUGCUCCUUAGUUUCGUACAACUGCUUGGCAGCGGUGUGUAGACAUGACACAACGCUCCUCCAGAUCAACUCCAUACGAGGCAAGCCAUCGAUGCGUUACACCAAUCUUACUUCGUUAUCGGCCUUACAAAGUACCAUAAUACACGGCGUUCUUUUGCCCCCUCAGCAUCAGCCCAUCCAGAAACAAAGUCGUCGGAGGGUUUGGGUACCCGAGUACGACGCAGUGCAGAACCUCACAAGUAAUCCGGCUCAGCUUGCUUACUUGCUGACAAGCUCUCUGGAUUGAUGAGAACACCAGAACCGGCAACUGUCUCAUUUGGAGAUGCCAAAUGCGCAAUCCGCAAGGAAUCUCAGGUACCACCAAGCCAUCAUGUACAUAGUGAGAGAGAAGACCGUAUGUUUCUUUUCCCAACAACACCGGUAGUUAACCGUGCAGUGGCCUCUGUUGGCUCACCCCUCCUCCCUUCCGUCGGAAAGAAUAAGCUGUGGGAGAGU